AUGGACUUUCUGCAAAGGGAUGAUUACGAAGUAUCUUCUCCUCAAUUAGACGAAUUAGUCGAGCUUAGUCGCUGUCAUCCCGGUGUGCUUGGAGCGCGCAUGACUGGGGGAGGUUUCGGCGGAUCGAUCAUCGCAUUAGUCCGUUCUAAUGAGGCUUCCAGCUAUCGCGAUAUGAUACUAGUAAGGACGGAAGUGCCCUUUCCAAACUAA
Protopolystoma xenopodis is the source of this 210-nucleotide messenger RNA. Lineage: Eukaryota; Metazoa; Platyhelminthes; Monogenea; Polystomatidea; Polystomatidae. The record is from the annotation of a GenBank genome assembly.